This is a messenger RNA of Prunus persica (peach), 1206 nucleotides long. RefSeq lists its product as uncharacterized. The coding region runs from base 343 to 744 and encodes 133 amino acids. NCBI's taxonomy places the organism in Eukaryota, Viridiplantae, Streptophyta, Magnoliopsida, Rosales, Rosaceae. The record is from RefSeq and is a predicted model, not a curated record. The transcript has 2 exons.
AGAAAAUUCGCAUAGACUUUUUUUUUUUUUUUUAAUCGUGAUAAAGACUCGAGAGUUGAGAAUUUUUUGGGAACAAAGAGGGCGCAUACAUUUUGGGGACAUAGGAUUUGGACUCGGAAAAUAUACGCGCUACAAAUGAGGUGUAUGUGUUGAGAAAAAUGGAAUAUGUGCCCAAUUUUACCUACAAAUAAGAAACAUAAGCCCAAUAUCAUGACCCAACUCUCCUUUCCCACUCCCACUUAAUUUGGGCCUGGGUUCAAUCCGCCGAUAAAAUCAGCAUUUACCCGUUUAAACCCUACGCGCGCAGAGCCAAAAGAAGCAAAAACCCUAGGAAGAAAAACGAUGAAACGACUUCAGCUUAGAAAUCUGUGUCUCUACGCUCGUACUCGUCUUCUCUCUCCUUCCUGCUACAAUCCGGGAUCCCAACUCGCUCCACUCGCUGCUUCGACUCGGCCCAGACUUCGCUUCUACUCGACUGAGUCUUCAUCGCACAACCAAGAGGAGGAUGUCGGUAACGAAGAGCUGAAAAUGCAAAUUGACAAGUAUUUUCGAGGGGAUGAGGAGGCCAUACCAUCAAUCUUUGAAGCAAUUUUGAAGAGGAAGUUGACGGGGAAGCAUGAAGAGGAUGAUAAAAAGCUCAUGGAAGAAAUUCCCGGGAAGAGGCAGGAGGAGCCACUGAGUGACAUAGAUGACGAACAAGAGACUAAAUCUGAUUUUGAUGAAGGCUCUGACAGUGAUCGGUGAUGAAAGCCAAAUCCACGCUAUUUCGCUAAAACAAACACGGAGAUUACUUCAAAAACAUAAAAAACAUUGUGCAGAGCUCACAGGCCUUGUAACAAACAAGCUCUCUAGUUUCAAAUAGAAGCAGUUAAUUUCUAUCUAGAUAGUCAGCCAGUCCUACACCCCUCAACGCUGUUAGAAACGGUAUAAAUGUAAGCAAAACUUAUUCAAUUGCACGAACGAAAAGUUAUUCAGUUCAUGCCUUGUCUGUUUGUUCAUGUGUUUGUGGAUGCGGAUGUUUCCUUCAUGUGGUGGUGGGUGGGUGGAAGAAGUUCAAGGGCUUUACUAAUGCAGAAGAAAGUGACCCUAAACCCAUUGACGUUAAGCUUAGCAUUUUGUUGUGUGUGCUGUGCAUUCAGAAAAGCCGACUUGAAUGUUUCCCAUUCUCGUUCUUGAUUUAGUGUGAAGAAUGAAGAGGGUCAAUUA